AUGCAGAAGCUCGUAAAGCGAACCGCCCAGGCCCAGCGCCAGGCGACCCGUCGAGCACGGCAGCAAAUGGAGCAGGACAACAUUGACAACCGAAUGCGAAAUCGCCAAGCCCUAAGAAGCGCUGUCUACGAAAUCAGGCAAAACUUGAAGGAUGCCCGACAGGCAAGAAGAGAGGACUGGGAGAUGGGACCCUUGGCGCCGAAGCGAGACUUGGGAUUCAACAACUACGGAGCGUUCAAGGAGACGGUGCGACAGGACUGGACCAACUAUGGUUUGCAUCAGGCACGGCCCCAGAUUAUCGAGCAUCGAUGUGCGUGGGCUGGUGGUGUUCGGCAACUCAAUCUUGCUCCCCAAGACCGAGUGGUCAUCAUGGAUGGUCCUGACAAAGGCAAGAUUGAUCGUAUCAAGGAUGUCCAGGCGGAGAAUGGAACUGUUACUCUGGAGAACCGUCACAGGGCACUAUCCGUCGGCAUGUUUGACAAUCCGGCUCGAUCGCAGGCCAUGCCCAUAUCCGUCGGCUCAAUCCGACUCGUGUAUCCUCUCAGGAACCCGGAAACCGGCGUCACAAAGGACGUCAUCAUCAGCCAGCUCAAGGCCGUGCCUCCCAACAUGCAGUCCUCAAACAUGUCACUCGACCGGUGGCAAUACGGCAAGAAGUGGGAUCGUCUCGUUGCUGGGCUCAACGUGGUUAUCCCCUGGCCAGAGGUCCAAGUGCCAGAGUUCGAAGCCACCAAGGCCGACACUGUUCGCGAACAGGCCGAGGAGAGGACAUUCUACUACGGCCUCCUGUCACCCCCCAUGCCAGACCAAGUCCUCGACGAGCUGCGCAACAAGUACUCGAGAUUCAGAACCCGCCACGAGCCAUGGUAUAUUCAACAGAAAGAGAUGGAAGAGGCAGGCAAGAAGGGCCGCCUCGAGGCUAUCGAGUCCAUGCAGACGCCCCUGGAGGAGUUUCACGAGAGACAGAGAGAGCUACGCGAUACCCAGGGCGAGCCGGAGCUUUCAGAAGAGAUGCUCGAGAAGAUCGGGGAGUACAUGGCGAAGAAGAAGGAUGCGGCUUUGCAUCAGGCGGGCGUGUCGGAGGUUUCAUCACCACAGGCACCGGUGAAUUAG
Messenger RNA from Metarhizium brunneum ARSEF 3297, 1113 nucleotides. RefSeq lists its product as uncharacterized. The record is from RefSeq and is a predicted model, not a curated record. Gene Ontology annotation, cellular component: mitochondrion; ribosome. Gene Ontology annotation, biological process: translation. NCBI's taxonomy places the organism in Eukaryota, Fungi, Ascomycota, Sordariomycetes, Hypocreales, Clavicipitaceae. Gene Ontology annotation, molecular function: structural constituent of ribosome; RNA binding.